Molecule: messenger RNA, 6289 nt
Organism: Lactuca virosa
Lineage: Eukaryota; Viridiplantae; Streptophyta; Magnoliopsida; Asterales; Asteraceae
Source: the annotation of a GenBank genome assembly
AAAACACACACGGUAAAACCUUUGUCUUUCCGACUCCGGCAAGCUCAAAACCCUCCAUUGGAUUAAUUAUAGAGGGACAAGAGAGAUUUGUAGAAUCUAGAAAGCUUUCAUUUGGAGAUGCAUGAAGUGGAAUUAGAGCCACGGGUGAAACCCCUAACUUACAAAGUAAAGGGCAUUUCCAGAGAAUCGCCGUCGCAGAAAGCUUCUCAUGUUCUUGACAUUGACCUCCGUAAUCAUUGGUCCACAGCUACCAAUACUAAAGAAUGGAUUUUGCUUGAACUCGAUGAGCCUUGCCUGUUGUCACACAUAAGGAUAUACAAUAAAUCCGUAUUGGAAUGGGAAAUUUCAGUUGGCUUGCGAUAUAAGCCAGAGACUUUUAUAAAAGUUAGGCCACGGUGUGAAGCACCCCGCCGUGAUAUGAUGUACCCCAUGAACUACACUGCAUGUAGAUAUGUGAGGAUAUCUUGUUUAAGGGGAAAUCCCAUAGCUAUUUUCUUCAUUCAGCUGAUUGGUGUUCCUGUUACUGGUCUAGAACCCGAAUUUCAACCAGUUAUUAAUCACCUAUUGCCACAAAUCAUUUCUCAUAAACAAGAUGCAGAAGACAUUCAUCUUCAGCUGCUUCAAGAUUUGACAAACCGGUUGGUGACAUUUCUUCCCCAACUUGAGGCAGAUCUUAACAGUUUUCCAGAGGCUCCAGAAUCUACUCUAAGGUUUCUUGCUAUGCUUGCGGGACCCUUUUACCCAAUUCUUCAUGUACUAAAUGAGAGGGAAACUGCCAAAUCAGCAGGCAACAACACAUUGGACACCGAAGCAUCUAAAAACAGUCUUCCAUCACCAGCUUUAACAGUUUCCUCUAAUUUUGAGCCAAGGAGAUCACGUAACACAACAUCCACUUCCCCUCACACUUCCACUUCCACAGUUUUCCGAUCAGAUGCAAUCCUUUUAUUGCUAAGAAAGGCUUACAAAGAUUCUCAUCUAGGAGCUGUUUGCAGAAUGGCUUCUAAAGUUUUACUGAAGCUUGAAGUGGAACAUCCCACCACAAUGCAACAAGUGUCUAUCCCUUCAUCUGAUUCCGAUGCCAUGUCAGCAAUUAUUGAAAAAGCCACAAGCUCUGAAUCACUUACUCAAACCACAGAUUAUUCAGACUUAUUUGGAGAGGAGUUUCGGGUAGUAACUGAUGAUCACUGGGACUUUAAAUAUCUUCAACUGCUAGACAUUAAGGCAGUUGAAGAAGGAAUUCUACAUGUUCUUUUCGCUUGUGCAUCCCAACCUCUCCUUUGCAGCAAAUUGGCUGGAAACAGUUCUGAAUUCUGGCCCACGUUGCCACUCAUACAAGCUUUAUUGCCAGCACUUCGUCCUAAUUUUAACAGUUGGGGUCAAGUUGAUGACAGUUUCACUGCAUGGAGACAACCCUUUGUGCAACAUGCUCUCUCUCAGAUUGUGGUGACAUCAACUUCUCCAAUGUAUCGUCCACUGCUUCACGGAUGUGCUGGCUACUUGUCAUCCUUUUCACCAUCACAUGCCAAGGCUGCAUGUGUCCUCAUUGACCUCUGUACUGGUGUACUUGGACCAUGGUUAGGUCAAGUAACCGCAAAGGUGGAUUUAGCUGUGGAGCUUGUUGAGGACCUUUUAGGUGUAAUCCAUGGUGGUCGUCAUGCAAUAGGCGACUCACGUGCUGCUCUCAAGUACAUUGUUUUGACAUUAUCUGGGCAUAUGGACAGUGUAAUGGCAAAAUAUAAGGAUGUUAAGCAUCAGAUUCUCUUUCUUUUGGAAAUUCUAGAGCCUUUCCUUGAUCCAGCUCUAACCCCAGUAAAGACCACAAUACCCUUUGGAGAUGUAUCUCCAGUUUUUCAUGAUAAUCAAGAACAGAAUUGCAAUGUGGCAUUAAAUGUGAUCCGUACAGCUGUCACAAAAUCAGCCAUUCUCCCAUCAUUGGAAUCCGAAUGGAGGCGAGGUUCAGUUGCUCCUAUUGUACUUCUCUCAAUUUUGGAACCUCACAUGCAAUUACCACCCAACAUUGACCUCGGAAAAUCUCCCACAUCUCUAACCAUGGACCCUCAACCACCAGAUGUUUCCUCUCAAGAUGAUGUUGAUGGAAAGACAGACACUUCUGAUACAGCUAAGCAGGAUACUUUUGAUGAUGUCAGCGUUCUUUUUGCUCCACCUGAACUCAAGGACAUGGUGCUUACACAUGUUUCUGAUGCCAAUUCAGAAGAGAAACAUUUGAUCGAUAAAAAAAUAACCAUGAAAAAGGAUGAAAGUUUUAGUGCUAUUGAGUACUCUAAAUUGCAUACAGAGUGUCUACAUCUUAUGAGUUACAGUGAUUGUGAGUUAUGGGCCUCUGAAUUUAAACGUGUGGCUUUUGAUUUACAUUCACAGAGUGAGAUUACUUCUGAAAGCCAUAAUGCUUCUAUAGAUGCUCUGUUAUUGGCUGCAGAGUGCUAUGUAAAUCCCUUCUUUUUGAUGUCUUUCAAAGACAACAUCAUAAAGACUCAUCAUAACUAUAACUUCACAGAAAUCAGAAGAAUUUUGGAGAAAAAUGAAAGUAAUUUGGAAGCUAUAGCGCGUAUUGAAAAAAAGCGUGACAAAAUCGUUCUUGAAGUUCUUCUAGAAGCUGCUGAAUUAGAUCACAAGUAUCAGAAAAUAAUCUCUGAUGAAAACGAUGAUGUCAUGCAGUUUUCUCUAACAGAUACAUCAUCCAUGGAUGCCAUCACUUUGGUUCGACAAAAUCAAGAAUUAUUAUGCAAGUUUUUGAUAAAUUCUUUGCUUAAAGAACAACACUCGAUGCGUGAAAUUCUUUUACAAAGUUUGGUGUUUCUUUUACACUCAGCAACUAAACUUUAUUGUCCCCCUGAACGUAUCAUUGAAAUCAUAUUAAAAUCUUGUGAGUAUUUAAAUGAUCUUCUUGUAUCUUAUUGUCAUCAAGGCACAUUAGAAUUGGAAUUGAAUAAGGUACAUGAGGUAGAACGCCACUGGAUGCUUCUUCAAAGAUUGGUUGUAGCUUCAAGUGGAGGUGAUGAAGGGGGGCGAUUUAGUAAUUUGGUUCCUUCUUCAACUUGGGUGAACAAAAUAUCUUCCUUCUCUUCUUCUUCAUCUCCUUUAGUUCGAUUUAUCGGAUGGAUGGCUGUUUCACGUAAUGCAAAACAAUAUCAAAAGGAAAGACUCGUUCUUGCUUCUGAGUUGACUCAGUUAACAACUUUGUUGUCUAUUUUCACCGAUGAACUUGCGGUUAUCGAUGAUGUUUCUGGUCAACAAAUUGACCAGUCUUUUCGUGUUAUCUACCCUGAAAUUAGUCAAUUUUUUCCAAAUUUGAAGAAACAAUUUAAAGCGUUUGGGGAGAUUAUAUUGGAGGCUGUUGGAUUUCAACUGAGGGUUCUUCCUUCUAGUGUUGUACCAGAUUUGUUGUGUUGGUUUUCUGAGUUAUGUUCAUGGCCUUUACUGAAAGAAGAUGAUGACAUCAUACCUUCUAGAAGAUUUAAGGGGUUCCUUGCAAAAAAUGCAAAAGCAAUCAUUUUGUAUGUUCUUGAAGCCAUUGUAAGUGAACACAUGGAAGCAAUGGUUCCUGAAAUACCUAGAGUUGUACAAGUGCUUCAGUCCUUGUGUAAAACCUCGUAUGCUGAUGUGGCGUUUCUUGAUUCGGUUUUGUGUUUGUUAAAGCCAAUCAUCUCUUAUUCCUUAAAGAAGGCAUCGAAGGAGGAAGGUGGUUCAUGUGUUGAGUUUGAAUCUUUGUGCUUUGAUGAGCUUUUUAGUAACAUAAGAAAUCAAGUUACUCCUGAUGAACAAUAUAGCAGGGCUCCAACAAUUCUUGUUUUGGCCUCUGUUUUUCUUGAUUUAUCAGUAAAAAGGAAACAGGAGAUAUUACAAUCGCUUGUGUUUUGGGCUGAUUUUGCUACAUUUGAGUCGACAAAUUCUUUCCAUGACUAUCUUUCUGCAUUUCAAACAGUUAUGGAAAGCUGCAAAAGUUUGCUAGUUAAGAGACUACAAGUAUUAGGUGUCAUUCCUCUCAAAAUGAAUGGUGAAUCAUGUGAUGAUAAGGAUAAAUCUGAAUCACAUUCAAGUUUCCUGUUAGACGCAUACAAAGUGUUUGAUGAAAUGCCAAGUGACAUUAAUCAGUUGUCUGUUGAAGAAACAACAGAAUUCUCCAAAACCCUAGAAACUCUUCUCUCCAAACUUAAUCCCACCAUCGAGCUAUGCUGGAAACUCCAUCAUCAACCUGCUAAAAAACUCUCUGCCACGUCAGCAGAAUGCUUUGUGUACUCAAAAUGUCUAUCAUCCAUGUUAGAAAAAGAUUCAACCUUUUCAUGGAACAACAGUCUUGAAAAACUUGCUGAAAUGAUUCUUGUGCUACAAAAAAACAGUUGUUGGGAGAUUGCAUCUGAAAUUCUUGAUUGCAUACUUGAGACACCUUGUUUUUAUGAUUCAGAUAAAGUAAUUUCUCUUAUUUGUUCAGCAAUAAAGAUGUUUUCAUGCAAUGCACCAAAAGUUUCAUGGAGGUUACAAACAGAUAAAUGGUUGUCAUCAUUACUUUCUAGUGGGGCCCACAAUCUUCACUCCAGUGAAGCUUCUUUAAUUGAUCUGUUUUCUUCAAUGAUGAGUCACGUUGAACCAGAACAACGUUUCAUAGCACUGAAACACUUGGGAAGUCUGGUGGGCCAGGAAUCCGAGAGUGAAAUGACGAUACUGCCCUCUGAUGAGUCAGUUUUAUCUUCUAUUGUUUCAAGUACAUGGGAUGGAAUUGUUGUUCUAGCUUCAUCUGAUGUGUCACCUGUUUUGAGGACACGUGCGAUGGCUAUUUUGGUAAAAUGUGUUCCGUGUGCUGAGAGACUACAGUUACAAUCUGUUCUUGGUGCAGCUGAUAGUUUUCUCCCGUGUUUGGUCAACCUUGGUCAACAGACAUGUGAAGGACCUUUUAUGCAACUUUCAUUAGCUCUUAUUGGGAACAUCUGUCUCUAUUCUCCUGUUGAAGAUGUUCAUCUGAUUCCUCAAAGUAUUUGGAGAAAUAUUGAAACUUUGGGUCUUUCAGAAGCUGGAAAGCGUGAAGAUAUUGUUCGAAUUGCUUGUGAAGCUUUGUGUAAGCUUAAAAGUGAAGGGGAUGAAGCCAAAGGGAUUCUCAAGGGAGUUCUGACUUCAGAUUUUUCAAAAAAAGGAGACUCUGAUUUUGAAAGUACGCGUGAGACACUUCUUCAGGUCCUUGCAAAUUUGACUUCUGUACAAUCAUACUUUGAUUUCUUUUCGAAAAAAACCGAUGAAAAACUUAUGGAAAUUGAAGAGGCUGAAAUUGAAAUGGAUCUAAUACAGAAAGAGCAGUCUGUUGAGGAGUCAUCUAAUGAUGUCACAGAUUGGAGAAAGCUUCCUUUUCUAGCCAAUUAUGAGAAGGAAGAUAAACGUCUUCAAAAAAUUAAGGAUCACAUUCAGUCUCUGGAAAAGGCUAAGCUUAAAGAAGAAAUUGUAGCACGCAGACAGAAGAAAUUGGUGAUAAGACGUGCACGCCAAAAGUACUUAGAGGAGACAGCUUUCCAUGAAGCAGAGCUCCUUCAGGAACUUGAUAGGGAAAAGGCAGCCGAAACAGAAAAGGAGAUUGAGAGACAAAAGUUGCUUGCAAUUGAACGUGCAAAAACUAGGGAACUUCAACACAAUCUUGAUAUGGAGAAAGAAAAGAAAACACAAAGAGAACUCCAACGGGAGCUAGAACAGGCAGAAUCCCGAUCACAAUCACGAAGGGAAUAUUCCUCUGGUCCUAGUAGUCGGCCUCGAGAGAGAUAUCGUGAAAGGGAUAAUGGAAGAUCAACAAAUGAAGGCAACUUGAGAACAAGUGGCGGAAGCGGUGGUAGUGGUGGUGGUUUGCCGCCUGAUUUCACGAAUCCGACCAUUGUCCUGUCAGGGGGGCGGCAAUUUUCGGGCCAACCGCCGACUUUGCUACAACUGCGUGACCGCCAAGAUGAUGGUGGCAGUAGCUAUGAAGAAAACUUUGAUGGGAGCAGGGAUUCGGGAGAUACAGGGAGUGUUGGUGAAGCGGAUGUAAUGAUGGCAUUGGAGGGGCAAUCUGGUAAUUUUGGGUCUGGUCAACGGAAUGCUUCAAGGGGAAACAAGUCAAGGCAGGUGAUGGAGCGGAGAGAACGAGACGGUAGGCGUGAAGGGAAAUGGGAGAGAAGACAUUAGCAUUAGCAUAUUUAAUAUUUAGUGGUUAGGGGCAUAAUAGUCUUUUUCUUCUUUUCUUUUGCUAUUGUUAUUGUAAGUUUUUUUAUUUCUAUAAUUUGUAAGGCCUCUUAAUGUACUUACUAAUGCAACU